AUGUCUACUCUUCAGUUCUGGAAACCUGGCACAGUCGGUCCUGGAAGCUCCCUUGACAGAGCCACCGAAGCCGAAGAAAACGUUGUUCCAUCUGCACCAUUUACUUCUUCUCUCUCAAUACAAGGGGCUCGUGAACGUCUACCUAUAUUCAAACACAGAGAGAAGUUGCUCUACUGUGUCGAGAAAUAUGGUGCUGUCAUAGUUGUAGGACAAACCGGCUGUGGGAAAACAACUCAACUCCCACAGUAUCUACACGAAGUCGGCUGGUCCACAGAUGGCAAUAUCAUUGCAUGUACACAGCCCAGACGUGUCGCUGCAACUUCGGUCGCAGGCCGUGUUGCAACAGAAGUUGGGACUCUGCUCGGCGAUGAGGUGGGGUACACCAUUCGCUUUGAGGAUGUGAGCGACAAAGAGCGGACGCGAAUACUGUACAUGACAGAUGGAAUGCUCUUCCGGGAGACGUUGGUCGACCCGUUACUUAGCCGUUAUAGCGUGAUCAUGAUUGAUGAAGCUCACGAACGAAGUGUCUACACAGAUUUAAUGCUGGGAAUUCUGAAGAAGAUACGCCGGAAAAGGCCUUCGCUCAGACUUAUCGUCUCUUCGGCGACGUUGGAUGCUACUUCUUUUUUGGAUUAUUUUGCAGCCGGAAAUUCUCCAGGCGAGGCUACCAUUGUGAGUCUAGAGGGCCGCAUGUAUCCCGUGCAAGUAGCCUACCUGCAAGAACCAGUAUCAGACUAUGUGCGUAAGGCUGCGGAGGUCGUAUGGAAUAUUCACAUGCAGCAAGGUUCUGGGGAUAUCCUCGUUUUUCUUACCGGUCGGGAAGAGAUAGAUCAUUGUCUGGAAGAACUCUCUGAGAUGCUGCCGAGCUUACCUCAGAACGCUAUGAGGCUAAGGUUGCUUGCGUUGCAUGCAGGUCUCACGACCGAUGAGCAAAUGAGAGUUUUUGAGCCAUCUGAACGUGGCAGCCGCAAAGUUAUCGUGUCCACCAACAUAGCCGAGGCGAGCGUCACGAUCGACGGCAUAAAGUUUGUGGUGGACUCUGGCUUUGUCAAAAUUCGCACGUACAAUCCGACGACCUCUUUGUCAUCUUUAGCAACUGUUCCUAUCUCCUCCGCGUCAGCUACACAACGUGCCGGCCGAGCGGGGCGCACUUCCUCAGGCAUAUGCUAUCGCUUGUACCCCAAGAGCGCGUUGGACAGCAUUCCUCUGACCACUCAGCCGGAAAUCACUCGUACAGAUCUAACAACGCCCAUCUUGCAACUCAAAUCCCUCGGCAUCGAUGACCUCAUGAAGUUUGAAUGGGUCACCGCUCCGCCUGCUAAGAGUGUCCUUCGAGCUCUGGAGGGGCUUGUCGCCGCUGGAAUGAUAGGUGAAGAUGGCCGGUUGACCGUGACUGGAGAAAAAGUCGCCGAGUGUCCGGUCGAGGUUAACAUCGCGCGAAUGUUGUUCACAUCCAAAGACUACAACUGUGGUGAAGAAAUCCUGACGAUUGCCGCUAUGACAGCUGUUCAGGAUGUCUUCGUAAUACCAGAUGGUGCAGCUGGCGCUCUAGCCGAGUUGGAGCGCAGGAAAUUCACGGCUGAGGAAGGGGACCACCUUACUUUGUUGAAUGCGUACAAUGCUUUCACAAGAUAUGGUCGCUCCUCAUCUUGGUGCAAAUCACACGCGCUAUCGUUCCGGGCCAUGUCUCGCGCCGUCUCUAUCAGAUCACAGCUAAAGAAGUACAUGCAACGAUUCGGGCUCCCACUGGAGAGCUGCGAAGGGGAUGCGAAACGUCUCCGAAAAUGUCUCGUCAGUGGAUACUGGCGAAAUGGUGCGCGGUGGGUCGCAGAUGGUACUUAUCGCUCUGUCAGAGGAAACACAACUUUGCACGUACAUCCCAACUCGGUGCUGUUCACGAGGAAGCCGCGUUCGGGCUGGGUGGUCUUCCAUGAGAUGGAAGAAACGAAGAAAACUCAAAUCCGCAUUCUGACUGAGAUAGAAUCCGACUGGCUUCUGGAGUACGGCCACAAGUACCAUGACAAACGCACUGGCGCCGCUGUAUCAUCUCAGUGA
This is a messenger RNA of Sparassis crispa, 2055 nucleotides long. Its product is annotated as Pre-mRNA-splicing factor ATP-dependent RNA helicase prp22. The transcript has 17 exons. Gene Ontology annotation, cellular component: catalytic step 2 spliceosome; intracellular anatomical structure. Lineage: Eukaryota; Fungi; Basidiomycota; Agaricomycetes; Polyporales; Sparassidaceae. The record is from RefSeq and is a predicted model, not a curated record. The coding region runs from base 1 to 2055 and encodes 684 amino acids. Gene Ontology annotation, molecular function: ATP binding; RNA binding.